Molecule: messenger RNA, 1191 nt
Organism: Symbiodinium sp. CCMP2456
Lineage: Eukaryota; Dinophyceae; Suessiales; Symbiodiniaceae
Source: the annotation of a GenBank genome assembly
AUGCCCGGCCUAUGGCGCGUUGCUGGCGGCGAGGGCACUGGCGGCUUGCUGGUACGAUCCGGACCAGGUCUGACCAGCGAAGAGAAGCAGGAGCGAUUGGCGACGAAGUCGCUGAUUCAGGAGAUCGGUCGUCAGGGACUUCGCUUGCAGUAUGCUCUCGUGGCUGGCUCUGGGCCAGGAUCCGGUUGGGUCAGCAUCCGGAUCCGUGAGAAAGAGCUCUUGGUUCCGGAAGCCGCUGGUCAGGGCGCCGGCCGCAUCCGAAGCUACGGACUUGCGGAUUUCGGCUCGGCCGAUGCGCGGCUUAGCUCGGAGUCGACGCCUCUGGAACAGGCGCUGUACUACCAGAGCGCAGGAAAGUGGGAUCCUGAGUCGCUCCGGCGCCUUCGGCGCGCGCCGCCCGCAAGCGGGUGCCGCGUUUCCGUGGUAACGCCCACGACAAGCCGCCGCUCAAAGUUUCACCCACAGCUGUGGGAGUGCUUCACCGCCCAAAGUUGGCGCGACAAGGAGCUCAUCGUCCUCGAAACGCACCAGGGCCGGCCGUCCGAGUUUUUCCAGUCCUUGGGCGCCGAAAAUGUCGUUUACAUUUCCCUGGAAGGUGAUUGCAGCAUCGGCUGCAAAAGGAACCUCGGCAUUCUCCUGGCAUCGGGCCAGGUCAUCGUCAACUUUGAUGAUGAUGAUAUCUAUGGGCCCUCCUAUGUCUCCUCCAUGGUGCGGGAGCUACAGAGGAAGAACCUCGUGGCCCUGACGCUGAGUGCAUGGUACGACUUUGACACGCGAAUGAACCGAUGCGGCUACGUCGAUCCCGAGGCGCUGACGGAUCUGGACCUCCCGAAUUCAAUCCUGGCCGCCGCAGCCAAAACCGAGCUCGAAAAGCUUCGAAGGUCGGGCGUGGAAGGCGCUGUCUACGGCUACGGCUUCUCUUAUGUGCACUUGCGUGAGCCAGGACUGCAACACCCGUAUCCCGACACCAAGAUGUGCGAGGAUGUCAAGUUCAUGCUCCAGUUGCGAGAUGCAUUCGGCCCCAGAGUGGGGCUGCGCAAAGAUCUAGAGGGCAUCUGCCUCCAUGUCAUGCACGGCGGGAACACAGCAGAUUCAAUGCUUCACCGGGCGGUGUCGGCAGACGAGAUAGCUCGGCUCGAUGUCUCCAAGCUUCCGAUUGUGGCCUCGAUGGCCAGGAAGAUGCAGAAAGAG